CAACGCGGCGCAUGCCUCCAUUUCCUUUCCUUUUUCUCCUUCUUCUUCUGCAUCCCUAGCAGCUCAGCUCGCCCCCGCCAUAGUUACAGCUCCUUUUCUUUCUUAUGUGAAAUUCGAUGGAGGGCGCUUCCCUGAUGCAACAGUAUCGGCGCGAUCGCCGGAAGCUUCUGGAGUUUCUGUUGUCCUCCGGCCUUGUUAAAGAGUUUCGAACUCCUUCCGGUCCCACCACCUCUCUCACCAACGUCAAUCUCGAUGCGCUCAGCAUUGAUUACGUUCUCGAAUGUAUUCAAUCCAGUGGAGUGAUUGAUAUUUCUAUAGCGACUAAGAAGUAUAGGGAAGAACUUCACCAUCCAAUAACGAUGCAGUCGCGCUUUGGGGAUUCAUAUUUUCUUCUUUCAGGUGCAGAAACAACUGGUUCUCCUCCUAGGCGGAUGCCACCUCCUGUCACGGCACACAACUAUAACAACAAAUAUACUUCACGUGGUUCUGAUCUCUCAGGUUCUCUUUCCAGUUAUGAGUAUGAAUUAAAACGUGCAACCUCUGAAUCAACAAGAUCAGUUCCAAGGAAUCAAGUUCAUAUCCUUAAAAUUGGAUUACCUACCUUACAAACAGGAUUAUCGGAUGAUGACUUGAGGGAGUCUGCUUAUGAAGUAUUCCUUGCUUGCAUGGUGUUCUCUGGGAUUGAACUUCAUUUGAGUGACAGUAGAAGGAAAGAGAAGACCUCUAGAUUUCUGGCUGGGUUGAAGAAUAAAAGGGGUAAAAGGAAUCCAAUAUCGGAUUCGCCUGAUAGACAGUCAGAGCUCAUUGACAUAUUUCGCUCACAGAUGCAGAUCUCAGAAGCCAUGGACAGCCUUAUUCGACAACAUUUGGCUUCUUUCGCAACAGGGAAAACAUUGGGGCAGGUUGAUGUUCCUCAAAUCGUACUUGGACUGUUAAAUGGAAUGCUCAAGUCUGAUUUUCAGAAUGAAAAGUCAUAUAUCCAAUGGAAGAACAGACAAGCAAAUAUUCUUGAAGAGCUUCUUUCUUCUGCUGAUUAUGUCAAUAAUGAAAAGCAAUCAGUUGAAACCUUGGUUGAAAGAAUUAGAAAUUCUGAGGAUUGGGACACUAGGAUGUCUGCCUCUGAGCGCAAUAGGGUCCUAUUAGCUAUUAGGAAUAUAGCAUUGACAUUAUCAAGUAUGCCACCAAAGUAUGGCAUUCAAGGUGAAAAUUAUUAUUGGAGUGCUGGCUAUCAGUUGAAUGUUAGAGUUUAUGAGAAGCUACUCCUUGGUUUAUUUGACAUUCUUGAAGAUGGCCAGCUUAUAGAGGAAGCUGCUGAAAUCUUGAUGCUCCUCAAAUCAACUUGGUCAAUGUUAGGCAUUACUCAGAAACUCCAUAAUGUGAUGUAUGCAUGGGUGCUUUUUCAACAGUUUGUUGGGACAGAGGAGGCAGUACUUUUAGAUUACUUGAUUCUUGAAAUGCGGAAAGUUCUGUCUGCUGAAGAUGAGGAUCAGAAGGAAGAGAACUAUAUAGAGAGCCUAUUGUGUUUCACUACCUGCGAUGGGUGUCAAACGAGAUCAAAUUUGAUACAAUCUACUAUUUUUUCCAUUAGUCUUUGGUGUGACAGCAAGUUGCAGGAUUAUCAUCUGCAUUUUACUAAGAAACCUACUCUCCUCAAGGGGGUGAUGAGCAUGGCAUUGGCAGUUGGGCCCUAUAGUUUUGUUUCACGUGACAAGAACCAGUUCACAGAUUUUGAUGCUUCGGAUCGUACUGUUCAUAGGAAGGUCAAAGAUUAUGUUGAGAGUUCGAUAGAAGCUGCUUGCAGGAGGGUAACUGAUGCCAUAGGUCUUGGCUGUAAAAUAGAUAGGAUGCAACCUUUGGCAUUGCUUGCAAGUGAACUAAAGUUAAUUGCUGAGAAAGAGUUGACUCAAUUUUAUCCAAUUCUCCAACAAUUUAGUCCUGAAGCUGGGAUUGCUUCAGCCUUGAAAUUUCACAAAACUUUUGGUGAAAGAUUGGAACCAUUUCUCAAUGGUGUGACGUGCCUUUCUGAAGGUGUCAGGGAGGUGCUUACUGCAGCUGCUCUCUUGGAGGAUUGCUUGUUUCAGCUUUACUCUUUGGGCCAAAAAGAGAGUGGGCUACAUUCCCCAAGCAUCAAAGGAUUUGAAUAUUAUAAGGUUUCUUUACUAUUG
Messenger RNA from Ipomoea triloba (trilobed morning glory), 2165 nucleotides. RefSeq names its product protein unc-13 homolog. Lineage: Eukaryota; Viridiplantae; Streptophyta; Magnoliopsida; Solanales; Convolvulaceae. The annotation marks the transcript as partial. The transcript is spliced from 14 exons. The record is from RefSeq and is a predicted model, not a curated record.